Molecule: messenger RNA, 2670 nt
Organism: Nerophis lumbriciformis (worm pipefish)
Lineage: Eukaryota; Metazoa; Chordata; Actinopteri; Syngnathiformes; Syngnathidae
Source: RefSeq, a predicted model, not a curated record
AUGUCAGGUUUCCAGAGAGAAAAUGACCCUGCCAAAUCUUUAUUCAGAAGACUUGAGUCUGCAGUCACUCCCAUCGUGUCCGGGGAGUACAGUCAGCACCGGGACCGAGCUGCCAUGGCCUCGCGGAUCUCGUUCACCCAGCUGCGGUUGGAAGCGGAUCUGGAUCGGUACCGGGCCGAGUGCCAGUGGGACAGGAUUCCCCCAAUCGUCGAACACAUGCAGGCAGCGCGCAUGCACGAAGAGGAUGACUAUGGGACAUUGCUGUUGGCAGAAGCACUGCUGGAAGAGUGCCUACAGGAAAACAUGGACUUGCUAAGGAGAUCCACACCUUUGAUUGACAAAAUGCAGCCAAGAUUAUGCCGGGCUAAAAACUACCUGAACCUCAUCUUGAGUCGAGGCCGUCUGACUCCCCGGUAUUUAAACGAGGCUCUGCUGUUAAUGGCCAAAGUGCACUAUGUGCAGGGUUGCCACCGCGACGCCCAGGGAAUGUGCGCAAGGGUGGGACUGGAAGAACUAACGCAGGACGAUCAACCAACCUACCACCUUCGCCUUCUAGCUGAGGCAUUUGUCAUUAAAGGUCUGUCUCUGGACCACCAGGCUCUUUCUACAGUGUCUCGGAUCCGUCUGUUGGAGAGGGAGGAGGAGAGUCUUUCAUGUUACCUUAAGGCCUGUGAUGCGGCCCUGUCGUACCUGCAGGAGCUCGAUAAGACAGUUUUAACACCCCACACUAAGACAGCCAAACCCAGUCUGUUUUCUUCAUCUGUGGACUUCGACCUGGGUUUCUUCCUUCAGGCAGCCCUACAGAGUGCCUACCUGUGUUUACUGCAGAGAGGUAAUCUAGCGCAAGGUGCUCACCAACUACGUCGUGUCAUGAGGGUGGUAGAGUCACGAGGGUCUCAGGGUUUCAGGAAGGCUGCAGCAAGGAAGCUCGCACAGGUAUUGCUAAGCUCAGUGACAGAGGACAGCUACUGGCCUCCUCUGGGACCCCCACCCUCGGCCUGGCUCCGAAGAGAGGGUGCCGCAACCUCCAAAGAUGCACUCUACCCUACUGUCAAACCACCGCAACGUUACACGACUGAAAGUUGCUUCUGUCCCCAGGACGUGGUAGAAGAGGCUGUGUUGCUGCUUCUAAUUACAGAGUCCAUGGCUAGUGGUGACGCCGUCAUCAGUCGCCUGCCAGAUCAGGCCGAGGCUCGACAGGCGACCCUUCAGGAUUCGGUCUCUGUCUAUGACAUGCUCGCCAUCGGCAUGGUUAGGAGGGGGCAGUACACCAUGUUGUCUGAGUGUCUGGAACGAGCAAUGAAGUUUUCUUUUAACGAGUUCCACCUCUGGUACCAGUUGGGCCUGUCACUAAUGGCGUCUGGGAAGACGGUUGGUGCUGUGUCUGUGUUUAAAGAAUGUGCCAGGAUGAGACCAGAUGACCCUUUGUUGCCCCUGUUGGCUGCUAAAAUCUGCAUUGGUCAGCUGCACUGGUUCUCAGAAGCUGAGUCUCUGUCCCAAAGUGUGGUGUCGAUGGGAGAGGGUGCUGGGGAAUCUCUUCCUAGGGCCUACCUGGCUUUGGGACUUUCCUAUAGUCUGCAGGCCUCUGAUGCCUCUUUGAAAGAAGAUCGAAAUGAAUACAACAAAAAAGCACUAAGGAUUCUGAAAAAGGCUCAUUCAUUAGACCCACAGGAUGCUCACAUUGCCAUGUGCUUGGCUCUGCAGUUGGCUCUUGUGCGGCAGGUAUCUGCAGCUAUGGAGCCCUUGCAGGUAGCUUUAUCUCUCCAAGGGGAUGACUUGCACUCUCUCCACUUGCUGACCCUUCUCCUCAGUGCUCAGAAACACCACCGCCAUGCCCUGGACACCUUGGGACUGGCCCUCAGCCAACACCCUGACAACUUCAAUUUGCUGUUCACGAAGGUUAAGCUGGAAGAAGUCCUGCAUGGGCCAGCUGUGGCCUUAAAGACCUGCCAGGAAAUGCUACAAAUCUGGCAAAGUCGCUAUGAUGUCAGCCGCUCGAAUGAGACAGAUGAUAGUAGCAGUAUACCAGUAGCGGAGAAGUUGGAUGCCAGCCCUGGAGUUAGUAAAACAUCCAUCCACCUCACUCUGCCUGACUUCCAAGAUACCUCUACUGGCUCAAAGAGUCCCUCAUCGCUUGCAGCUUCUCGUCUCGAGGCGGCACUUUCAGAAGUGUCUGAAAUAAGCUCCACGCAUCGUCAAGGACCCACGUACAUCUGGACUACCUUAGAACGUAUUUGGCUGCAAGCAGGAGAACUGUUCAUGGAAGAUGGGCGACUAAAAGAAGCUCAGUUUUGCUUGGCCGAAGCCAGCUCACUCUUCCCCAACUCCCACUCGGUGUUGCUGCAGAGGGGCCGUCUAGCUGAGCUCCGGGGUCAAAUGGAGGAGGCUAAAAGUCUCUAUGAUGAAGCCUUGGCCAUCCACCCGACUGGGGAGAACGUAUUGGUGCAGAUGGGUGGGCUGCUGGUCAAAACAGGGCGCGCGAGCCUUGGAGAGAAAGUCCUCCGCGAUGCAGUUCAGGUCCAUAGCACGUCACACAAAGCAUGGAGUGGACUGGGGCAGGCGCUGCAGUCUUUGGGAUCUUGCCAAGCCCCGGACUGCUUCCUCACAGCUCUGGAGCUCGAAGCUUCUUGUCCAGUUCGACCUUUCACUAUCAUCCCCAGGGAACUCUGA